AUGGAACUCGAUCGGACGGCCGACAACGAUCACUUUCCCGAUUUCCAGGAGAGCUCCGACGACUCGAGCCGCAACUUACCGGAAAGGAAGCUCCGAAGAAAUGAUUCAUUGGACGUCGAAUCCCGCACCGUCCCCGGCGCCGGCGCCCAUGGCCACAAGGCGGCGGGGGCGGCGGCGACGGCGAGCUGGGGAGUGAUUUUACAUCUGGCUUUUCAGAGCGUGGGAGUUGUGUACGGCGAUAUCGGAACGUCGCCGUUGUAUGUGUAUGCAAGCACAUUUACGGAGGGAAUCAAGCAUAACGACGACGUUUUGGGGGUCCUGUCUUUGAUUCUCUACACCCUCACUUUGAUCCCUUUGCUGAAGUAUGUCUUCUUCGUCUUGCAAGCCAAUGACAACGGCGAAGGUGGGACAUUUGCAUUAUACUCAUUGCUGUGCCGAUACGCAAAAAUCGGGCUGAUACCAAAUGAACAAGUGGAAGAUCAAGAAGUAUCGAAUUUUCAGGUGGAGCUUCCCACUAACCGCCUUAAAAUGGCUUCUUCCCUUAAAUCUAAACUUGAAAACAGCCGCCCCGCCAAGAUUUUCUUGCUCUUCGCCACCAUGCUCGGCACUUCCAUGGUCAUUGGCGACGGCGUUCUCACUCCUUCUAUCUCCGUUUUGUCGGCUGUUGGAGGAAUUAAGAAUGCUACCUCGACUAUGACACAAGACAAAAUAGUUUGGAUAUCAGCAGCAAUAUUGGUUUGCCUAUUCAUUGUACAAAGAUUUGGAACCCAUAAAGUUGGAUAUUCCUUUGCUCCAAUUAUUUGCAUUUGGUUUGCACUUAUUGGUGGCAUUGGCUUCUACAACUUUUUGAAAUUUGACCCUGCUGUUAUCAAAGCUGUUAAUCCAAAAUACAUUUUUGACUAUUUCAAAAGAAACAAAAAGGAUGCUUGGAUCUCUCUUGGCGGUGUCGUUCUUGCCAUUACAGGGACUGAAGCUCUAUUUGCGGACGUGGGGCACUUCACUGUGAUGUCCAUAAGACUAAGCAUGUGUUGCGUGGCCUACCCUGCCCUUGUCUCUGCCUACGUCGGCCAAGCCGCCUUUCUUCGUAAGCACAUAGAUCUCGUCUCCGACACCUUCUUUAGCUCCAUUCCAGGUCCCCUCUACUGGCCAACGUUCGUGGUGGCGGUGCUCGCCUCCAUCGUUGCCAGCCAAGCCAUGAUCUCUGGCACCUUCUCCAUCAUCCAACAGUCCCUCUCCUAUGGCUGUUUCCCUAGAGUUAAAGUUGUUCAUACUUCUUCCAAGUAUGAGGGCCAAGUUUACAUCCCUGAAGUUAACUAUCUUCUUAUGUUGGCUUGUCUUGGAGUAACUCUUGGGUUUAAAGAUACAACGCGAAUUGGGAACGCUUACGGCAUUGCAGUGGUAUUUGUAAUGGCACUCACAUCAAGUUUCCUAGUGCUCAUCAUGAUUAUGAUAUGGAAAUCUCACGUACUUGUCAUAAUCUCCUAUGUUCUCACCAUUGGUUUAUUAGAGCUUUUCUAUCUAAGUUCAGUCCUUUACAAGUUUGAUCAAGGUGGCUAUCUUCCUUUAGCUUUUUCUGCCUUUUUAAUGACAAUAAUGUACAUUUGGAAUGAUGUUCAUAGAAGAAAAUACUACUAUGAACUUGAACAUAAGAUUUCUCCUCAAAAACUCAAGGACAUUGCUUCUCUCACAACUCUCAAUCGUGUCCCUGGCCUUGCCUUGUUCUACUCUGAGCUUGUCCAAGGCAUUCCACCAAUCUUCAAACAUUAUCUAGCCAAUAUUCCCACUCUUCAAAGGGUCCUCAUUUUCGUCUCGUUCAAGUCCCUCCCGAUAAGUAAAGUCCCGAUGGAAGAGCGGUUCCUGUUUCGACGAGUCGAGCCUAAUGACCUUAACGUGUUUCGAUGCGUGGUGAGAUACGGUUACAGAGAUAUCAUCCAUGAACAAGAGUCGUUCGAGAGAGUGCUAGUGGAGAGAUUGAAAAUGUUAAUAGAAGAGGAGUCGUGGAAGCUACAAAACGACGAUGACGACGAUAGAGCUGAGGAGAGAAGGAAGAGAAUAGGAGAGGAGAUAGAGGUGGUUGAUAGAGCUUGGAGAGAUGGAAUAGUUCACUUGAUUGGACAAAAUGAAGUUGUGGCAAGUAAAGGGUCAGGGUUAGCAAAAAGGGUUUUGAUCAAUUAUGCUUAUAAUGCAUUGAGGAGAAAUUUGAGACAAAGUGAAGAGGUCUUUUACAUCCCUAGAAAACGUAUGCUCAAAGUGGGAAUGACUUAUGAGCUUUAGGGGUUUUGUUUAUUGGAGACCAAAAAUCUAUCAAUGACUCCCUAGUUUGCUUACUAGAGCUUUUCUCAUUCGUAUAGAAAUGAUCAGGUGAAGUUCUAAAAGAUAAUGAAGUCGACCUAUUAAUUGAACCUCUACGCUAGCAAAUCGUCUGAGUUUAGAAACAUCUUUUCAAAUUCUUCUUUGCAAGAGACAUCCCAUUGAGGUUUAAUGAUGUCUAUGGAAAGCUUUAUAUAAAAAGUUUGUAUGUAUUUGUGUGUUUUUGAGAUGUAUAUUUCUCAAAUAUCAUUGUAAUGAAAUUAGUGCAAAAUGUGUUUCCCUUCCUAA
Molecule: messenger RNA, 2598 nt
Organism: Benincasa hispida (wax gourd)
Lineage: Eukaryota; Viridiplantae; Streptophyta; Magnoliopsida; Cucurbitales; Cucurbitaceae
Product: potassium transporter 5-like
Biological process (GO): potassium ion transmembrane transport
Cellular component (GO): membrane
Molecular function (GO): potassium ion transmembrane transporter activity
Source: RefSeq, a predicted model, not a curated record